Parascedosporium putredinis is the source of this 1683-nucleotide messenger RNA. Lineage: Eukaryota; Fungi; Ascomycota; Sordariomycetes; Microascales; Microascaceae. The record is from the annotation of a GenBank genome assembly.
AUGGCAUUCCAGUGGUGGGAUCCCGAUCGAAUUGAAUCAACGGUCACCCGAGGGUUUGUCUCGCAAAGGCUUAUCCCCCAGGAUACCGAGCGGCUCGACAAGACGCUCGCCUUUGGAGAUGGCUUGACUGACUUGACAUAUUGGGAUUGGAUCGACUCCAAAGGAAAGCGCAUCUUUCUUAUCCUCGUGGAUCUUGGCGCUGCCAACCACAUCUUCGACCUCAUCGACGAUUCUUGGUGCGACGACGACUUGCCCCUUGGCCCGGAGAACGCUGAGCGACUGAGCAGCGUUGCCAAGGAUGGGAAGUUGUGGAGGAGGUUCUACCAAAGGCAAUUCGCCUAUCUCUUAAGGCCACUCACCAAGGGCCACCACGUGAGCUAUUCAGACGCCGAGAUGGUGCCUGUUGAAGUAACAGACAGAAAGCCCAUUCUUACCGCCAGCUCCUCGGUUGAUAAGGUCGCCCUCCCAAACGAGCCAGAUAUGGUAUUUUGGAGGCGUCGGAUUCCCAUCGGCGACGGCCGGGGAGAGUUGAGCGAAGACGAAUUCUUCAACACGGUCGACACCGCGAGAUCUACUGAGAACGAGCACAUGGUGUCAUACUGGGCCUCGUACACUCACCGCGGCGAGGGUUUCAUUCUCUUUGACCCCGCCAGUGAGACAAACUUGAAGUUGUUCUUCGUGGCCCAACCAACCUCGUAUCGCAACUUUACCAAGAAGGAGCGUAGAGAAUCUGUCAUGGACUGGAUACUCUGCCUAGCAGACACCGUUGCCUUUUUACACAGCAGAAACCGCUCCCACCGCUACAUCAAGCCCUCCACCGUCCUUUUCAACGAAAAGUCUCGCAUAUUCUUAGCCCAGCCCACGCGACUCAGCCCCGAACCGCUGGCCACCCACUCCAAAAACUCCUUUGACCGUGAAUGCCUAUCUUCGACCCCAGAGACGGCAGCUAUCUCCAUUCUACGACCAGACUACGCAUCGUACAAGCCCAACGCCAUGAUGAGCGCCCCGAACCCGCACCUAAACCCGCAAGCCGCCGACAUCUUCUCCCUAGGGUGUAUUAUUCUCGAUCUCCUCAGCUUCUUGCUUAAGAAGCAGAGCAAGUUCGCAUCUUUUCGCGCAGCAAAGCACAAGACACCCGGGAGGGGUGGAGCGGUGCUGGAUUCCUCUUUCCACCGUAACCUGGGCCAAGUUGAGGCCUGGAUGUCCCUCCUAGCGAGGGAAGCGUCGAAAAAGGCGUCCGAUAGCGACGGGGCAAUGCCGUCGGCGGAAGACGUGCAGCACCGGAUCUAUCAGAUUGUCACAGAGCACGCAGGUAUUGCUGAACCUCACUGCGUUCAUCAAUACGCGAUCCAUCACGGUAUUCACGACCAUAGCUUCCGCGGCUACCGUGUGGAUUCUGAUUUGUCGGAGAGCGGUCCCUCCACCCCACCGUCGGGCUACGGUCCUGAUUGGGUUUAUGGUGGGGAGAGCAGCAUGCGCGAGGCAUACAUGAGUGAUGGACGCCAGAGUCGGAGUCAGAUGCACCUCCACUUACCUAUCAAUGGCCAUGGCCAUGAGCCGAAGCAAAUGCAGCUCCCCAUCCGAGGGAUGCAGCCGGUGAUGUCGCCGGCGCUGAUGUCUCCUCGGAUGGCACAAAACAGGCCAAUAUAUUCGGGCUAUGGAGCGAUGGGCCUCGAGGUUUGA